Messenger RNA from Bombyx mandarina (wild silkworm), 1450 nucleotides. Its product is annotated as sugar transporter ERD6-like 9. NCBI's taxonomy places the organism in Eukaryota, Metazoa, Arthropoda, Insecta, Lepidoptera, Bombycidae. The record is from RefSeq and is a predicted model, not a curated record.
AUGACACCUUUCUGGAAGCAAUGCUUUGCCGUAUCGAGUGUGACCUUAAACACGAUUUCAUCUGGGAUGUGUAUCGGGUUUAACGCGUCACUGUUCUCAGACCUGAGGAGGAGUCGAGAGAUACACUUGGAUAAGGAUUCGGAGUCAUGGUUAGCAUCACUGAUCGGGAUAACAACACUAAUAGGAUGUCUCUUCACUUCGCUAAUCAUAGACAGAAUUGGCCGGAGACCUGCAGUUCUUAUCAGCUCAGUUCUCAUGGUUUGCGGUUGGAUAACAUUCAGCUUGGCUUCAUCGUUUUCUGCCUUAUUAUUAGCAAAGAUAUUUCAAGGAACAUCUGUGGGUCUUGGGACCACAAUGGGCGGUAUUUUAAUUGCAGAAUACAGCAGUCCAAAAUACCGAGGAUCUUUCAUCGCAACAAAACCUACUGCUAUGUUAAUUGGUAUUACAACUUCGCAUUUGCUUGGAUUGUUUUAUAACUGGUCUCAUAUAUCUCUAAUACUAUUAUUUUGCUCUUUACCUGGAUUGAUAAUUCCUAUAUUUACACCGGAAUCACCGACUUUUUUGGCGACUAAAGGGCGCUAUGAUGAAUGCCGAAAGGUUUUCCGCUGGCUGAGAGGUCCAGAGGACGAUGACGAAGUGGAAAAAAUAAUCGAAGCCGAUAUGAUCGUCAAAAAACCCAAGAAAAGCUAUACAAAGAACGUGCCGAAAUUGAUUAAGGAAAACUUAACAUACUUUAUUAUGUCGUUCAAAAAGCGUGAAUUUUACAUUCCAGUAUUUAUAGCAAUACAUUUGAAUGCUAUUUUUCAAUUUUCUGGUGCUAUUGUCUACGAUUCGUAUCCUUUGGACAUUCACACAGCAUUAUAUGGUACGGAUAUUUACAUGGUUAAAGUAAUCGCAUCGCUUGAUAUGGAAAGAAUGUUGUCUACUGCUUUAGCAAUUUAUUUAACUUCUAGAAUAAGAAGGCGUCCGCUCUUAUUCGCGUUUGUAGGACUGAAUGUACUAGCGUUUCUGUGUGUGGCCGGAUACAUAUACGCUAGGCGUCACAAUCUUCUACCUUUUGACCAUAUAGCUAUUGUGAUCUUUUUGCAACAUUUCCAUAUGUUCACCAGCGGAGCUGGCGCUACUUCUUUGACCACAAUACUUAGUAAUGAAUUAUAUCCAAUGGCAAAUAGAGGUUUGUGUGGAUUAAUUUGUAAUGCAUUUUUCUCGAUUUACAUGUUUGUAAAUAUCAAAACCGCGCCGUAUCUAUUCUCUCUGAUUGGUGUAGAUGGAACGUUUUGUGCCUAUGCAGUGGUGCUGUUUUAUAGUCUGGUUGUGUCUUAUUAUAUGGUACCGGAAACUAAAGAUAAGACGCUUCAAGAAAUAGAAGAUAAGCUCAGAGGAUAUUCUAUAACUCAUCGUGGUGAAGCUAUGAAAUUAAAAGAUGUUGAGUUUUGAGGAUAUUAAGUAA